AUGGCAGUCGAUGAUGAUGGCACAGACUUGGACGCCGCUUUAGAAGCUUUGAUGUUGGAGUUCGAAGUUGCUGCAGAGUUACCUGUGGUGCUGCCUAGCUGUGAUAGCCAGUUGGCACUGUUGCCUGUCGAAGAUCAAGCUGCAUCGCCGCCUCCCAGCCGGCGGCGGCGUCUCUCGAUUGAUUGGGCGACCAAGGUCUCCUCUUGGGUGCUUCCACCCGGCGCCAGCAGCGCGGUUUCUACUUUGACAAGUCGCCAAAAGUCUGCCUUUCGUGAUCAAUGGUGUGUCCGCCUGUUGCGCCGCAUGCCCCAUUUGAAAGCCACCAGCUAUACUGACGGCCUUGCGCGAGCCAAAGAGUUGUGGCAGGGGCAGCCAUCUGAUCACAAAACCGGCUGGUUCUUGCACAUGGCAGAUAGCAGCCAUCCAGCACCGCCGUUCCCAGCAGAGAGCACGUUUGGUGACAGAUCUGGUGGCGCUAGCAGGCGUGGCGGGGGCACCGCUUCAUCUGCAGCAGGUCGUGCAACUUCUCAGAUGACGGAUGAACGGCUGCAUGGCUUUCUCUUGACUUACAAUGGCUCCUGGGGAGCUGGCACUCCAGAGGUGGAUGCUUUGGCCAUGAUGCAAGGCACCCACAAUGAAUUGGUUGCUGCAGUGCGACAGUCCGCCUUUUACGAAGCCUUGUGGCGUGAGUUUGUUCUGCGUGAAGAGCUCGAUACCUUGAAAGCCAAGCGACAAGAGCUGCGCAAAGAAAUCAGUGCCACUUGGCGAGUUGGGGGCGUGGCAUCAGUCAAUCGGCAGAACUUGAAGAAUGCACUGAAAAAGCAGCAGAAACUUGUGAAGACAGCAAAGCAGUUGAGUCUGAGUGAUUUGCGGAAGUUGGUCACCGCUGCUGAAGCAGCGCAAGAUUAG
Messenger RNA from Cladocopium goreaui, 909 nucleotides. The record is from the annotation of a GenBank genome assembly. NCBI's taxonomy places the organism in Eukaryota, Dinophyceae, Suessiales, Symbiodiniaceae.